AUUCCAGCGACAAGCACCACAUUUAGACAGGUAGCAUCCUCAGGUGUUUUGUGAGAGCUUCUCGAUGUAUGCCACUCCACAUUCAUGUAGUCUUUCUGUUUAAAUAAUUAUAUCUGAGAAAAGUAAUUGCCCUUUGUUGGGUUUUAUUUAAUCAUUUCCCAACUCACUCUGCGCUACGUUGUACUGCGCUGCCCCUAGUGGUUCGGCGUAAGGUAACAGUGACUACGCUAGUUCCGUAACAGUAACUGCGCUAGUUCCGUUUACAUGACAAGUUUCCAGAUAGAGAAGCCGCUGGUUAUCCGCACACUGAUGGUGAAUAGCCGCUGCUGCGGUUUCGGGAGGAGGAACAGAAGCCGCGGAGGGAGAGCCAGCAGUGAGAGUGCAGCGGUACUUUGGAUUUCAAUUUGACAUUUUUUACAUCCAGACGUAUUGACAAAACCCCUGGAAAACCAGAACGGGAAGGUAAACUCAGAGAAGAAUGGCGGCCGCGGCCUCGCCGGGCUCCUGCUCGUCUAACCCGGACUGGGUUGUGCUGAGAGACGGGUGCCUUCGCUGCGACGAGGAGGGCCUGCGGAGCCUGUCGUACCACCCGGCCCUCAACGCCAUCCUGGCCGUCACAAGCCGGGGCAGCAUCAAAGUCAUCGAUGGCACUUCGGGGGCCAUACUGCAGGCCUCUGCGUUGCACGCUAAACCCGGAGGAAGUGUGAGGUGUCAGUACUUCCCGGCGGUGGACAAGGUUCUGUUUGUGGACGACUGUGCUGUGGGCUGUCGGAAGGACCUGAAUGGCAUCCUGCUACUGGACACGGCACUGCAGGCCCCUGUGUCCAGGCCCGAGGACAUGGUCCAGCUGGAGCUGCCCGUCACGGAGGCCCAGCAGAUGCUGUACGCAUGCCUGGAGAAGGUGGACAUUUCCAACACGGAGGGCUAUGACCUCUUCCUCACCCAGCUCAAAGAAGGCUUGAAAAAUACCUCACAUGAGACGGCAGCCAAUCACAAAGUGGCCAAGUGGGCAACGGUGACCUUUCACCUCCCUCACCACGUCCUAAAGCUGGUUGCGAGUGCCAUAGUGAAUGAGUUGAAGAAACUGAACCAGAACGUGGGCGCCCUGUCUGUGGCCUCCUCUGUGAUGGACAGGCUCUCCUACCUCUUACCCAGCGGCCGGCCCGAGUUGGGCGUGGGGCCCGGACGCUCUGUAGACAGGUCUCUGAUGUACAGUGAGGCGAACAGGAGAGAGACCUUCACGUCCUGGCCCCAUGCAGGCUACCGCUGGGCCCAGCCAGACCCCAUGGCGCAGGCAGGCUUCUACCACCAGCCGGCGUCCACGGGUGAUGACCGGGCCAUGUGCUUCACCUGCAGCGUGUGUCUGGUGUGCUGGGAGCCAACAGAUGAGCCCUGGUCGGAGCAUGAACGUCAUUCGCCCAACUGUCCAUUCGUCAAAGGGGAACACACGCAGAAUGUGCCACUAUCCGUCACCCUGGCAACAAGUCCCGCCCAGUUCCCCAGCUCUGACUGCUCUGACAAGAUCGCCUGUUAUGGCUUUGGAAGCUGCCCGCACUUCCUCGCCACGGCAACCAAGAUGGGCAAGAUCUGCAUUUGGGAUGUGUCUAAGCUUAUGAAGGUGCACUUGAAGUUUGAGGUGAACCCGUAUGACCCCGUCAUCCUGCGGCAGCUAAUCUUGUCCGGGAGCGAACAACCGAGUGUCUCGGGCUCCGAGUCCCGCAGACCCACCCUCGCCUGGCUAGAGGACACAUCCAGCUGCUCCGACAUCCCCAAGUUAGAGGGGGACAGUGAUGAUCAAUUGGAGGACUCUGACAGCGAGGAACAUUCCAGAUCAGAGUCUGUCACAGGACUGCUGGGCCCUAAGGAAAGCAUAGAAGUGAGUGUGGGUGUGACGGCGCUCAGCAUUCUCCAGCAGCCGGAAAAGCUCCAGUGGGAGGUAGUGGCCAGCGUCCUGGAGGACACCGUCAAAGACUUGGAGGAGCUGGGCGCCAAUCCGGCCCUCUCGCUUGGCCCUGCCAAGCCCGACAAGGCCAAGGACAAGCUAGCAGAGCCCCACAACAUUCCCUUCCCCUGCCUGCUGGCCGGAGGCCUGCUGAGCUACCGCUCAGCGGCUGCCUCCCCCAUGGCCCCGCCCCAGUCCCGUCGCCAACCCAACAGCCCCGUGAGGACUCCCGUUCCUGAGAGUCUCGCGCCCCACCAGGGCCCCAUGGAGAUCGAGAUGUGCGAACCGCCCUCUGAGCUGGGCUCUCCAGGGCCGCCGGCAGGUGCACCCGUGCGCAGGACUAUGCCCGUUCUGCUCCUGUACAGUAUCAAGGAGGCGGACGAGAAGGCGAGCGGCAAGGUUUUUGCCCAGAUGAACAGUCUGAUGGGGAAGGGCUUGCACGAGGAGGGCUUCACCGUGCCACAGAUCAUCGAGAUGGAGUUCGACACGCACGAGCAGCUUCUCCUCCAGGAUCCGCCCAUCACAUACAUACAGCAGUUCGCCGAUGCCGCUGCCGGACUGGGUCCGCCGGACGGUGAGAAGUGGAGCUCUCUGGGGUCAGUGCCUCGGCCAGGCUCCCUGGUGCAGUGCCUGCGUCUCCCCAAAGCCUUGGAGGAGGAGAACUUGUACGUGGACUCCAUCACACCGUGCAGCGACGGCUUGCACCUGCUGGUGGGGCUGCAGCCCUGCUCCGUUGAGUCGCUCAGCGCCAUAAACCAGGUGGAGGCGCUCAACACCCUCAACCGCCUACACUCAGCCCUGUGCGGGCGGAGGAAGGGCCAGGCUCUGGCCAACGGGCAUCAGAGCCAUGCGGGCACCUCGCCACCCCAAACGCCCCUCAUCUUGCCGCCUCCCGACCAGCAGCAGGAGCAGCCUCACGCCUCCAGGCCAUUAGGGGGCAGCGGUGGGGGCGGCUACUUGGCGCUGUACAAGCUGAACUACUCCACACGCGUUGUGACGCUGGAGGAGGAGCCCGUGAAGGUGCAGCAGAUCUGGGACCCUCGCGACGCCAUCACCUCCCUGCUGCUCCUCCCACCUGACGUGCUGGACGCCCGGGAGGACGACGGCGAGGACACGUCCGAGGAGUCCACGCCGUCGGGGGUGAAAAACGGAGCCGGGACUGGGCCCUCCACUGCCGCCGCCCCCAACGCAACGGCAGGCUCCGGGAAGGAGAAGAGGACAGAGGUAACUGGACUUGGCCACCUGGUGGUCACCACGCAGGCAGGGUGCGUCAUGAUCCUCGACCUGUCUACUCUGGAAGUGCUGGCCAAAGUGGAGCCGCCGAGGAAGGAGGGGACGGAUGAGGUGGACCCCUUCGUCUCCGUCACUUACUGCUCUGGAACGGACCGCCUGUGUGUCUGCACUGCAGGUGGAGAGCUUCAUUUCCUUCAAAUUGGAGGUGUGUGUGAUGAUAUUGACGACGCCGACAUUUUUGUCGACGGCCCCGUGUCUAAAGGGGUGGAGCAGCUGCUGGAGGGAGCGAAGGCCUCGUCCAACCCCUCCAGCCCCGGUAUCUCAGGGGUCGACCUCCUGGUGGACCAACCAUUGACCGUGGAGACGCUGUCCUCUCUGGUGGAGCUGACCCGCUUUGAGACGCUCACGCCGCGCUUCUCUGCCACGGUACCCCCUUGCUGGGUGGAGGUGCAACAGGAGCAGCAGCAGAGACGCCACCCCCAACACCUGCAUCAGCAGCACCAUGGAGACGCCGCCCAGCACACACGCACCUGGAAGCUGCAGAGCGACAGCACCAGCUGGGACGAACACGUUUUCGAGUUGGUCCUGCCCAAAGCUUGCAUGGUGGGCCACGUGGACUUCAAGUUUGUGCUGAAUGCCAGUAUUCCUAACAUUCCUCAGAUCCAGGUCACACUGCUGAAGAACAAGGCCCCCGGCUUGGGCAAAGGCAAUGAGUCUGCUGUAGACAGGCAGAUAGCCUUCCCUCUGGCUCACGUGCUGCACGCCAACGGUGAGCGGAACGGACAGCCCUUUCUUCCCGACUUUGGAGAUGACAUCCAGUUCAUGGACAUAGAGGAGACCGCAGGGUCCAGGCUGUGUCCCUUCCUGGAGGACCAUAAAGAGGAUAUCCUGUGCGGGCCCGUGUGGCUGGCCAGCGGCCUUGACCUCUCGGGCCACGCCGGCAUGCUAAGUCUCACUAGCCCCAAACUCGUUAAAGGCAUGGCAGGGGGGAAGUACCGCUCAUUCCUGGUGCAUAUCAAGGCGGUGUGUGAGAAGGGUCCUGAGGAGAGUCCCCGCCGGUUGCUGCGUAUGACCCCUGCUAAGGCCCAGUGCAGCAAGGCCCCUUCUCUCUCCUCCCUGCUUCAGAAGGCUCAGGCCACCAAGGAGAAGGCCUCCACAUCUAAAGUAGACUCUCAGGUUGCUCCUAAGAAGACAGAUAACCUGCGAGGCUGUGACCUGUUGCUGGAGGUGUCCAUCACAGUGCGGAGGUUUAAGAAGACGUCUGUACCCAAAGAGAGAGUGCAGCGCUGUGCCAUGCUGCAGUUCCCUGAGCUGCCUGAGAAGCUGCUAAGGGCACUGUGUCAGCGUGGUGAGGAGGCCCCACCCUCCGAACACUCCCACAGCCUCACCCUGGACAUCCUGUGCUGGCUGGCUGGGGUCUACUCCAACGGCCCCUACAGCUUCCGAGAAGGGAAGGAGGGGCUCCAGACCAAAACCAGGAAGCGCCUCCCCGACAUCAUCCGGGCGUGCUUCUUCCAGGCAGGCCGCAGCGUCGCACACAAAUGUGCCCGCUUUCUCGCACUUUGCAUCAGUAACGGGAAGGGAGAGGCGAGUCAGCAGGGGUUUGGCCAGGCUCUGCUCAGAGCCCUGCUGGACAACAUGCCGUACCUGCCUGCGGCGGCCACUGGAGGUUCGGUCUUCUGGUAUUUCGUCCUGUUGAACUACGUGAAGGACGAGGACCUGGCCAGCUGCAGCACGGCCUGCGCCUCCCUGCUCACCGCAGUCUCUCGCCAGCUCCAGGAGCGUCUCACGCCGCUUGAGGCCUUACUCCAGACCAGGUAUGGCCUUUAUGGUUCCCCGUUCGACCCAGUUCUCUUCGAUCUGGAGGUGAGCGGCUCAUCCUGCAAGAACGCCUACAACAGCAGUGUCAGCUCACAGUCCGACGAGAUCGACCUGUCUGACAUUCUCUCAGGUAACGGUAAGGUUAGUGGCUGCGAGGCUGCUGAAGGCAGCUUCACGGCCCUGACUGGUCUCCUGGAAGUCGAACCUCUGCACUUUACUUGCGUCUCCACUAGUGAUGGCACUAGAGUGGAGAGGGAUGAUGCAAGUAUGUUCACCGUGAGCACAUUUGGCGUGACGCCCACGGUGGCGGGUCUGUCGGCGGGUCCUGUCGGUGAGGCAUCCACAGCCCUGAGCUCAGCUGCUCAGGUGGCGUUGCAGUCGCUCUCCCACGCCAUGGUGUCCGCAGAGCAGCAGCUACAGGUGCUACAGGAAAAACAGCAGCAGUUACUCAAACUACAGCAGCAGAAAGCCAAGCUGGAGGCCAAGUUACACCAGACUACAUCAGCUGCGGCCCAGGCUGCCUCCUCCGUCGGCCCCGUGCACAACUCUGUGCCUCCCAACCCGGCAGGGGCCCCUGGCUUCUUCAUCCACCCAUCUGACGUCAUCCCCCCAACGCCUAAAACCACGCCCCUCUUCAUGACGCCCCCGCUCACGCCCCCAAACGAGGCCGUGUCGGCCGCCAUCGGGGUGGAGCUUGCCCAACUCUUUCCAGGCUCCAUCGUCGAGCCUCUGCCUGUCAACCUCUCUGCUCAGAACAAGAGCACCCACAAAGCCAAGCCGAGCCCGAUGGGCUGCGGGCUGGCGUUGGCCAUCUCCCACGCCUCGCACUUCCUCCAACCUCCUCCACACCAGUCCGUCAUCAUAGAGCGCAUGCACUCCGGUGCCCGGCGCUUUGUGACGCUGGACUUCGGGCGUCCUGUGUUGCUGACGGACGCUCUCAUCCCCACGUGCGCUGACCUCGCCUCUCUCUCCAUCGACAUCUGGACACUGGGUGAGGAGGUGGACGGCCGCAGGCUGGUGGUGGCCACCGACAUCAGCACUCACUCCCUGGUCCUGCACGACCUGCUGCCCCCUCCAGUCUGCAGGUUCAUGAAGAUCACUGUGAUUGGCCGAUACGGCAGCACCAACGCCCGUGCCAAGAUCCCAUUGGGCUUCUACUAUGGCCACACCUACAUCCUGCCGUGGGAGGGCGAGCUGAAGCUGAUGCACGACCCCCUGCGUGGAGAGAGUGAGGCGGCCUGCCAGCCAGACCUGGAGCAACACCUCACCAUGAUGGCUGCCCUGCAGGAGGAUAUCCAGUGCAGAUACAACCUGGCCUGCCACCGACUAGAGACCCUCCUCCAGAACGUGGACCUGCCGCCUCUCAACAGCGCCAACAACGCGCAGUACUUCCUGCGCAAGCCGGACAAGGCGGUGGAGGAAGACUCUCGUGUCUUCUCCGCCUACCAGGACUGCAUGCAGCUGCAGCUGCAGCUCAACCUGGCACACCACGCUGUGCAGAGGCUACGCGUGUCGCUGGGGGCUGGCCGCGCUCGCGCGCCCGACACCCGCGAGCCUCGAGACCUCGUGCACAACUCGUCCACGGAGCAGCUCCGAACCAUCAUCCGCUACCUGCUGGACACUCUGCUCAGCCUGCUGCAUGGCAGCAACGGGCACUGUGUGCCGGCGGUCUUGCGCAGUACCUUCCAUGCCCAGGCGUGUGAGGAGCUCUUUAAGCAGUUGUGCAUCAGCGGGACGCCCAAGAUUCGUCUGCAUGCAGGACUGCUGCUGGUGCAGCUGUGCGGGACAGAGCCCUGGUGGGGCCAGUUUCUCUCCAACGUCCUGCAGGAGCUCUACAACUCUGAGCAGCUGCUCGUCUUCCCACAGGACAGAGUGUUCAUGCUGCUGUCAUGUAUAGGUCAGAGGUCUCUCAGUAACAGUGGAGUGUUGGAGGGGCUGCUUAACCUGCUUGACUCACUGCUGUCCCCCCUACAGCAGCCUUCUGUUUCUCUGCACCGCCGCACUGAAGGUGUGUUGGACAUACCCAUGAUCAGCUGGGUGGUGAUGUUGGUCUCACGCCUGCUGGACUAUGUGGCCAGUGUGGAGGAUGAGGCCUCAUCAACCAAGAAGCACCUCAGCAAAGACAGAGAGAGAAGUUUCACAGGAAACCAGUGGAGCUUUAUCAACAAUAGUCUCCAGUCUCAGAACACCAGCAGGUCGACCAAAGGCAACAGCAGCUUAGACCGCCUGUACUCACGCAAGAUCCGCAAACAGCUGGUGCAUCAUAAACAGCAGCUGAAUUUACUGAAGGCAAAACAAAAGGCCCUGGUGGAGCAGAUCGAAAAGGAGAAGGUCCAAAGUAACAAGGGCUCUUCCUACAAGCUGCUGGUGGAGCAGGCCAAGCUCAAACAGGCCACAUCCAAGCACUUUAAAGACCUGAUCCGUCUGCGGCGCACGGCAGAGUGGCCGCGCUCAUCGCUGGACUCGGAAACGACGGCAUCGGCGUCGGCGGUGAAGGAGACCCCAGAGGUGGAGCCACUGCCUUUCACACUGGCACACGAGCGCUGCAUCUGCGUAGCACAGAAACUCGUCCUCUUCCUCCUCUCCAUGGACUUCACCUGCCAUGCAGACCUGCUCCUCUUUGUAUGCAAGGUGCUGGCAAGGAUAGCCAACGCCACACGGCCCACAAUCCACCUGUGCGAGGUGGUGUCGGAGCAACAGCUGGAGAGGGUCCUUCUCCUGCUGGUGGGGACGGACUUCAACCGCGGGGACAUCAGCUGGGGCGGGGCCUGGGCCCAGUACUCCCUCACCUGUAUGCUGCAGGAUAUCCUGGCAGGCGAGCUGCUGUCUCCAGUGGGUCUGGACGGGUUGGAGGAGGGUGCGGUCAGCGAGGAACCUGGCCCCGCCUCCUCCUCAGGGGGGGCGGACUCUGAUGACUCCCUUCCUCAGGCCACACCCCUCACGCUGGUGGAGACCAUCGAUGAGCCUUUAGGCCCUGAUCUCAUCGCAGGUACUCCCGGGACCUCCUCCGCUUUCCAAAGUGCCCCACCUCUGUCCUCUUUGGAUAAAGAUAAAGACAUAGACUUUGACUUGCUACAGGACCUGAUGGAUGUUGAUAUUGAUCCUUUAGAUAUUGAUUUGGAAAAAGAUCCGCUCGCCGCCAAAGUUUUUAAGCCGAUCAGCAGUACCUGGUACGAUUACUGGGGUGCUGAUUAUGGCACGUACAGCUAUAACCCUUACAUCGGGGGUGCUGGCAUACCCAUCUCCAAACCCCCAGCCACGGUGGAGAAGCCUGGGUCUCAAAGCCUGUCGGUUUCUGUCUCCCAAGCUCUGGACGCUCGUCUGGAGGUGGGUCUAGAACAGCAGGCGGAGCUCAUGCUAAAGAUGAUGGCCACCCUGGAGGCUGACGCCAUUCUACAGGCCCUCACCUCCAACUUACCCGCAGUUCCCCAGGCUGCUAACGGUACAGACGACUCUCUUCUGCGGGGGCUGCACAGUUCCCCCCCGGCCUGUAGCCUGAUGGUACAGCCCUCCUCCAUCCCCAUGCUGAGUGCCUGCUUCAACAAGCUCUUCUCUAUGCUGCAGGUGCACCACGUGCAGCUGGAGUCUCUGCUACAGCUGUGGCUUACUCUCAGCCUGAACUCAUCGUCCGGAGGCACUGAAGAGAGUGGCUCUGACAUCUUUCUUUUCAAUGCCAGCAGAAUACCCACAAUCCCUCUCAACCAAGCCUCUAUCAGCAGCUUCCUGUCUGUACUGGCCUGGUAUCCCAACACGUCUCUGCGUGCCUGGUGCCUGGUGCUACACAGUCUCACUCUCAUGACCAACAUGUCUGCUGUGGGUGUUCAUGAGAGUACAGCCCAACAGAUGGUGUCAGACCCUACGCUUGUGCACGUGCUUGUGCGCUUUCUCUCUGGGAGCAACCCCCACGGCACCAGCCAGCACACCUCUCAGGUGGGUCCCACUGCAACACAGGCUCUGCAGGAGUUCCUCACCAGGCUGCAGGUGCACCUGUCCUCCACCUGUCCACAGAUGUUCAGCGACUUCCUGCUCAAGCUUGUGCACAUCCUCUCCACCGAGCGGGGGCCCUUUCACUCGGCCCAGGGCCCUUUGGAUGCCCAGGUGAAGCUUCUCGAGUUCACCCUGGAGCAGAACUUUGAGGUUGUGUCGGUCAGCACCAUCACGGCAGUCAUUGAGUCCGUUACGUUCCUGGUGCACCACUACAUCACGUGCUCGGACAAGGUGGUGUCCCGGAGCGGCUCGGACAGCUCGGUGGGCGCCCGUGCCUGUUUCGGAGGCCUGUUCGCCAACAUCAUCCGUCCUGGCGACGCCAAGGCCGUGUGCGGAGAGACCACGCGGGACCAGCUGAUGUUUGACCUCCUGAAGUUGGUCAACGCCCUGGUCAUGCUGCCCCUCUCUGGCGACCGCGAGUUCAGCGGGCGCCUCCCCCCCACCGGCAGCGCCGCCUCCGAUAGCGUGUCCGACGAGGAGAAGGUGUGCGGGAGCAAAGAGGGCGGGGCGUCGGGCACUGCCACACAUCAAGGCCCUGCGGUGGGCGUGGCCGACCUGGUGCUGGCCAAUCAGCAGAUCAUGAGUCAGAUCCUUUCUGCCUUGGGGCAGUGCAAUAGCAGCGCCAUGGCGAUGAUUAUUGGUGCCAGUGGGCUUCACCUCACCAAGCACGAGAACUUCCACGGUGGCCUGGACGCCAUCUCUGUGGGUGACGGGCUGUUCACGAUCCUCACCACGCUGAGCAAGCGCGCCACCUCUGUGCACGUCAUGCUGCAGCCCAUCCUCACCUACAUGGCCUGUGGGUACAUGGGCCGGCAGGGUUCUCUCUCCACCUGCCAGCUGUCUGAGCCGCUCCUCUGGUUCAUCCUGAGGGUUCUGGACACCAGUGAGGCACUCAAAGCCUUCCACGACAUGGGUGGCGUUCAGCUGAUCUGUAACAACAUGGUGACGAGUACGCGUGCCAUCGUCAACACGGCGCGCAGCAUGGUGUCCACCAUCAUGAAGUUCCUGGACUCUGGACCCGGAAAAGCGGCCGACGGCAGCCUGAAGGCCCGUGUGCUCGCCUCUGAGCCAGACAACGCCGAGGGCCUCCACAACUUCGCCCCUCUAGGCACCAUCACUUCCAGCAGCCCCACGGCACAGCCGGCGGAGGUGCUGCUCCAGGCCACACCCCCUCACCGCCGUGCCCGCUCCGCAGCCUGGUCCUACAUCUUCCUGCCGGAGGAGGCGUGGUGUGACCUCACCAUCCACCUGCCCGCCGCCGUACUGCUGAAGGAGCUGCACAUCCAGCCACACCUGGCCUCGCUCGCCACCUGCCCCUCCUCCGUGUCAGUGGAGAUCAGUGCAGAUGGUGUAAACAUGCUCCCCCUGUCUGCGCCAGUGGUCACCAGCGGUCUGACCUACAUCAAGAUCCAGCUGGUGCGUGCGGAGGUGGCGUCUGCCGUGUGCCUACGUCUACAUCGCCCACGGGACGCCAGCACGCUGGGCCUCUCUCAGGUCAAGCUGCUCGGCCUCACCGCCUUCGGCAACACGUCCUCGGCCACGGUCAACAACCCCUUCCUGCCCUCGGAGGACCAAGUCUCCAAAACGAGUAUUGGCUGGUUACGGCUGCUCCACCACUGUUUGACUCACGUGUCUGAGCUGGAAGUGAUGAUGGCGAGUGCGGCGGCUCCUACGGCCAACCUGCUGCAAACGUGUGCCGCUCUGCUCAUGUCUCCGUAUUGUGGCAUGCACUCGCCCAACAUUGAGGCCGUGCUCGUCAAGAUUGGCCUGCAGUCUACGCGCAUCGGCCUCAAGCUAAUCGACAUUCUGCUGCGCAACUGUGCCGCCUCCGGCACUGACCUCGCUAAUCUGAACAGCCCCCUGCUCUUUGGAAGGCUGAAUGGCCUCUCCUCCGACUCCACCAUAGACAUCCUGUACCAGCUGGGCACUACCCAGGACCCAGGCACCAAGGACAGGAUCCAGGCACUCCUGCAGUGGGUGCAUGACUCCUCGCAGGUGGCGGCCCUUAAGCGGAGCUCUAUGGCGAGCUUCAUGGUGCCCAGCGUGUCUCGUUCCUGUGAGUAUGGACUCCUCAUGCCGUCACCCUCACACCUGCACUGUGUGGCAGCUGUCCUGUGGCACAGCUACGAGAUGCCCGUUGAAUACGACCUGCCCGCACUGCUGAGCCGCGAGCUGUUUGAGCUUCUGUAUAACUGGUCCAUGUCAUUGCCGUGCAACAUGGUGCUGAAGAAGGCAGUAGACAGCCUGCUGUGCUCCAUCUGUCACAUCCACCCCAACUACUUCUCCCUGCUCAUGUCGUGGAUGGGCCUGGUGGCGCCCCCUGCUGCCCAAACGCAGGCGCAGCGCCGUCUGGCCAUGACGGACGACGGCAAGAAGCAGCACGAGCUCCGCGGAGCUGCGGCGCUGACGGACGACUCCAAGCACGCCCGUGGGCCCACUCCGGUGCCCCCCGCCCUGUCCGAGAGCCAGCUGGCCACGCUGGCAGCUGCCUCCCAGAGCCCUGGGGCCAUCCGGCAGCUGCUGGAGUCGGGUUUGCCCGGACUGCUGGUGCGAGGCCUGGCUGCUCUCUGCUGCAGCCUGCUGGCCGGCGCCGACCUGCCCCUGCCCACCUGCGUGUCGGGGCAGUCCGAGCGCCGCCCGUCUCAGCACAACCAUCCGGCUUCUGCCUUGGCGCCCUCGGCGUCGUCCUGGCCGGGCCGUCUGCCGCUGUGCCCCGAGCUGGCCGCUCCUGUGCUCCGGUUCCUCACGGAAGUGGGCAACAGUCACACGAUGAAGGACUGGCUGGGCGGGGCCGAGGUCAACCCCCUUUGGACAUCGCUGCUCUUCCUCCUGUGCCACUCCAGUGCCAGCGGGGUGGGCACGGGCGGGCACGGAACUUCUUCCAGCACGCCGGCAGGGACGAGGUUCUCGCUGGCAUCUGCAGGGCGUAGCAGUGGGCUGACUACCCAGCAGAGGACGGCCAUCGAGAACGCGACAGUGGCCUUCUUCCUACAGUGUAUCUCCUGCCAUCCCAACAACCAGAGACUCAUGGCACAGGUCCUAUGUGAGCUGUUCCAGUCUGCUCCACAGCGGGGCAACAUUCCGGUCUCUGGGAAUAUCUCUGGCUUUAUCCGACGUCUUUUCCUGCAACUGAUGCUGGAGGACGAGAAGGUCACGGUCUUCCUACAGUCUCCUUGUCCGCUUUAUAAAGGCCGGAUCAACGCCACCAGUCAUGUGAUCCAACACCCCAUGUAUGGAGCUGGACACAAGUUCCGCAAACUCCACCUGCCCAUCUCAACCACGCUGGCCGAAGUACUGGACCGCGUCUCUGACACUCCGAGCAUCACGGCCAAGCUCCUUAAUGAGCAGAAGGAAGACAAGGAGAAGAAAAACCACGAGGAGAAGGAGAAGAUGAAAGCCGACAAUGGUUUCCAGGACAACUACAGCGUGGUGGUGGCCUCAGGGCUGAAGUCCCAGUCGAAGCGGGCUCUAUCCACCCCUCCACGACCCCCCUCCAGGAGAGGCAGAGUGCUGAGUGAUAAGCUGGCGUCGUCUUCAGGGGUCGACUCCUCCGCCAAGACCAUCAGUGUGCCUGUCUUCCAUCUCUAUCACAAACUGCUACCAGGUCAGCCGUUGCCGGCGGAGAUGACCUUGGCCCAGCUGCUCACCUUGCUCUAUGACCGCAAGCUUCCUCAGGGCUACCGCUCCAUUGACCUCACUGUCAAACUGGGGUCAAAGGUCAUCUCUGACUCAGGUCUCUCCAAGACAGACUCCUUCAAAAGACUCCGCACAGAGAAAGAGCACUGUGAGAUGCUGAGCAGCUGUCCGGAGGAUGAGCCCAUGACCCUGAGUGAGGAGUGUGUGGACGCCACAGUGGACGAGUCUCUGCUGGAGACCAGUCCCAUCCAGUCCCCCCUGCAGGUGUUUGCUGGUAUGGGCGGCCUGGCGCUGAUCGCAGAGAGGCUCCCAAUGCUCUACCCUGACGUCAUCCAGCAGGUCAGUGCCCCUGUCGCUCCAACCUCUGCCCCCGAGAAGCCCAAAGACAGUGAUCAGUUUGAGUGGGUCACGAUUGAGCAGUCUGGUGAGCUGGUGUACGAGGCCCCUGAGAGUCUGGCCGCGGAGCCCCCACCUAUCAAGUCUCCUGUGCCCAGCACGUCGCCCAUCCCUGCCCACUCCCUCGCCGCCUUCGGCCUUUUCCUGCGGCUGCCCGGCUACGCUGAGGUGCUCCUCCAGGAACGGAAACACGCCCAGUGUUUGCUCCGACUGGUGCUCGGCGUCACUGACGACGGCGAGGGAAGUCAUAUCCUUCAGUCUCCGUCAGCAAACGUCUUGCCCACGCUGCCCUUCCAUGUUCUCCGCUCCCUCUUCAGUGCCACACCCCUCACCACGGAUGACGGCCUCGUUCUGCGUCGCAUGGCACUGGAGAUCGGUGCCGUACACCUUAUCCUGGCCUGCCUCUCUGCCCUGAGCCACCACGCCCCCCGCGUGCCCAACGGCGGUGCCAGCCAGAGCGAGCCGCAGGUGUCCAGCGGGCACGGUGGGGGCACCACGGAGGAGCAGCAGCUGUACUGGGCAAAGGGCACGGGCUUUGGCACGGGCUCCACGGCCUCGGGAUGGGACGUGGAACAGGCACUCACCAAACAACGGCUGGAGGAGGAGCAUGUAACUUGUCUACUGCAGGUGUUGGCGAGCUACAUUAACCCUGCAGGGUGUGUGGGUGCAGUGGAAACCCCCUCGGUGGAAGGCAGGGGUCACAACAGUGCAGCUCUGCCCUCAGUCCUGCAGGAGCUCCUGAGCCAGUCCUGUCUCAUCCCCGCCAUGUCCUCCUAUCUCCGCAACGACUCCGUGUUGGACAUGGCCCGUCAUGUACCUCUGUACCGCGCUCUUCUCGAGCUCCUGAGGGCCCUCUCCACCUGUACGGGCCUCGUCCCACUGCUGCUGCCUCUCUCAGGAGACGCCGGCGAGGAAGAUGAGGAUGAAGAGCGCUGUGAGAGCCCGGCCUCAGUGGGCAUGCUGUUGGCCAAGAUGAAGACCUGCGUAGACACCUACACCAACCGCCUCAGAUCAAAGAAAGACAAGAGUAAAGCGGUGAUGAAGACAGAGCCAUCUGACCCAGAGCCCGAGGGCCUGACUCUGCUCGUCCCCGACAUCCAGAAAACGGCUGAGAUCGUCUACGCUGCCACCACCAGCCUGCGCCAAGCAAACCACGAGCGGAAGAUGGCAGAGUGUUCCCGGAAGGCGGUGGCGAGACCCAAACCUCUGUCUGUCCUGCGCUCUCUGGAGGAGAAGUAUGUCUCUGCCAUGAAGAAGCUCCAGUUUGACACAUUUGAGAUGGUGUGUGAGGAUGAAGACUCAAAGCUGGUGUUUAAGGUGAACUACCACUACAUGUCUCAGGUGAAGAACGCCAGUGAUGGCAACAGCGCAGCGCGGGCGAGGCGAUUGGCCCAGGAAGCUGUCACUCUCUCCACUUCCCUCCCCCUCUCCUCCUCCUCCAGCGUAUUUGUCCGCUGUGAUGAAGAGCGCCUUGACAUCAUGAAGGUGUUGAUCACGGGGCCGGCGGACACGCCCUAUGCUAACGGCUGCUUCGAGUUUGACGUGUACUUCCCACAGGACUAUCCCAACUCGCCCCCGCUGGUCAACCUGGAGACCACGGGGGGUCACAGCGUUCGCUUCAACCCCAACCUCUACAACGACGGCAAGGUGUGUUUAAGCAUUCUGAACACCUGGCAUGGGCGCCCCGAAGAGAAGUGGAACCCCCAAACCUCAAGCUUUUUACAGGUGCUAGUGUCUGUACAGUCUCUGAUCCUCGUGGCAGAACCGUACUUUAAUGAGCCGGGUUACGAGCGGUCGCGUGGCACUCCCAGUGGUACCCAGAGCUCGCGGGAAUAUGAUGGGAACAUCCGGCAAGCCACUGUCAAAUGGGCCAUGCUGGAGCAGAUCCGGAACCCUUCAGCCUGCUUUAAAGAGGUGAUCCAUAAGCACUUCUACCUGAAGCGAGCUGAGAUCAUGGCUCAGUGUGAAGACUGGAUCUCUGAUAUUCAGCAGUAUAGCAGCGACAAGAGGGUUGGACGCACCAUGUCCCAUCAUGCAGCGGCACUCAAGAGGCACACAGCUCAGCUAAGGGAAGAGCUGCUGAAGCUUCCUUGCCCAGAAGGCCUGGAGCCAAACGGAGAGGAGUUUCCAGAGAAAAGCUCCUCCCUCAUGGUGAAGGAGCUGUCUGAGCAGGAGCCAGAGAAGCAGAGUGACAGUCAAGAGGCCCAAUGCAGUGAUGGGCAGCUAUGAGCCCCGCCCCCACCCAAGAAACCCCGCCUUCCCCGACACGCCUCCUUAUUUCCACUGGUAUCACAGACUUGAUGGCUUCAGUGCUGAAGUCGACAUUUUGUCAAUAUUUGUAUGUAAGAAUCUAAUUAUGUAUUAGCAUAAAAUGAGAGGAAAAUAAGCAAAAUCAGAAGUACAUACAAAAACAACAGAAAAGAGGACUGAUCUCCUGACGUUAUGCUACACCCUUAAGAAAACAGUGGACAAACUCCAUCUUUUAUUUACCUGUAAAAGAGUGUAAACUUUUUUUGUGCUUUUUUUCCAAUUGUGAAAUAACCACUGAUUGCUAUGUUAUUAAACUUAUGUACACAUAAUUACAGAAGAAUCGGUAUAUAUGAGGGAACUGAGACGAAUGUUUGCUGACUGAGUCCCCCCACACACCCCUGAGGAAGAUAUCGGUCAAUCUUUAAGGAAACUAUUUAAAUAUCAAACCCACAUGCCCACAUCUACCUUCUGGAAACCUCCGGUUCCCCAGCGACACGCUACUUUGAUUUCUACAAAACUCCUGUAAACUUCAAUAAAGGCUGCGAUGGAGAUUCUUAAUCACUAUGGUUACUGAAUACUGUUGUACAGGCUGUUCAAAUCAUACUUUUUUGCCUCUCACUAAUUUUAAAUGCAAGUUUAAUAAAUGCAACCUGUUUUACUUUGCUCGGA
Messenger RNA from Electrophorus electricus (electric eel), 15934 nucleotides. RefSeq names its product baculoviral IAP repeat containing 6 (gene birc6). Gene Ontology annotation, molecular function: ubiquitin-protein transferase activity; cysteine-type endopeptidase inhibitor activity. Gene Ontology annotation, biological process: negative regulation of apoptotic process; regulation of cytokinesis; apoptotic process. NCBI's taxonomy places the organism in Eukaryota, Metazoa, Chordata, Actinopteri, Gymnotiformes, Gymnotidae. The record is from RefSeq and is a predicted model, not a curated record. Gene Ontology annotation, cellular component: nucleus.